Molecule: messenger RNA, 1469 nt
Organism: Manduca sexta (tobacco hornworm)
Lineage: Eukaryota; Metazoa; Arthropoda; Insecta; Lepidoptera; Sphingidae
Product: tyrosine-protein phosphatase Lar-like
Exons: 7
Coding region: 119-1066 (315 amino acids)
Biological process (GO): synapse organization
Cellular component (GO): neuron projection membrane
Source: RefSeq, a predicted model, not a curated record
UACAGCACUCCGUCAUAGAACAAAGAACGAUGAGCAUGGCGGAAAGGUUUUAGUGAAUUUGCGAAAAUAGAAGAAAAGAUGUCGGUAAAAGCGAGCGUUGGUUAAAGAAAUAGAGAAAAUGGCCGCCAAAGGGUUUGGAGGAGAGGUGAUCGGCUUUCUCCUGGCUGUGGCUUUUUGCGUCACUUGCCCUGAAUAUGUAUCAUCAGCACAACGCGAGCUCGGCAAGAGUGUGUUCAACACAUCAGCCACCUCACCGCCGGCCGGCUCCGCGGACAAUGCCAUCCCGCCAGGCGUGGGCGCAGCGGACCCGCGGCCCACGCCUCGCACCGGGCCGUACUUCGACCUCGUGGCUUCCAAGAAUGUCACCGCGCUGCUCGGCAAGACGGCGUAUUUGAACUGCAGGGUGAAGAAUUUAGGGAAUAAGACGAUAAACAUGCAAGUAUCUUGGGUGCGACAUCGCGAUAUACACCUGCUGACAGUCGGACUCUACACGUACACGAGCGACCAGCGAUUUAGAGCCAUACAUUUGGCGCAUUCCGAAGAUUGGACAUUACAGAUAAAAUAUCCCCAGCACAGAGACUCCGGGAUAUACGAGUGCCAGAUAUCAACGACUCCACAUAUGAGUCAUUUCAUUCACCUUAAUGUUGUUGAACCAACAACAGAAAUAAUCGGCGGUCCCGAGCUCUACAUAGACCGAGGCAGUACCAUAAACCUCACUUGCGUGGUUCUGUACUCCCCAGAACCACCGGCGUACAUAUUUUGGAAUCAUAAUGAUGCAAUCAUUAGCUACGAUUCCCCUCGCGGAGGAGUGUCCGUGGUGACUGAGAAGGGCGAGACCACGACUUCGUUCCUACUCAUCCAGCAGGCGAGGCCAUCUGACUCCGGGACCUACCAGUGUAACCCGAGCAACGCACAAUCCAAGAGUAUUGUGGUUCACGUUUUAAAUGAAGCAAAUUCUAUUUUUCCUUUAUCAGGUGAGUACCCCGCGGCCAUGCAGCGAGGAGGCCAGGCAUUCGCCCCCACCACGCCGACACACUGCCUCGUGUUGGCCUCUUGCCUUUCUUAACUCUAUCUUGACACAUAACUAGAAUCCAAACGGUGUAAAUACAAGAUUUUUAUUAUAUUCCGCUGUUUAUAUUGACACUGUGUUAAUGAACUUUCUAUUUUAACCCACUAGUGUCAAUAUAAGGGGCCGAAUACAUUCGCUAUUUUAUAGUGUGGGUUGUGUUAUGUACAAUAUAAAUUUAAAUAAAUCCCUAAACGAGUAGUUAAUGCUUGUUUCGUAUAGUGUACAUAGUGUAAUAUAAAGUGGUAUUUUCGUUCUGUGAGUCCAGCAUAGACGUCUGACGUGGCAUUUCAUUAUACAUAACGAUAAACGUAAGCUCCUUACAACAUAAAUCAAAUGAAAUUCUAAAUGUAUCAGAAUAGAAUGUAUUAUUCAUUUGCAUGUUACGCAUUUAUUGGCAAAA